AUGUCGUCAGAAGCUGCCCCCAUAGACCCCGCGCGCUUCGCUGAGGCGCUCAAGGAGCUCCCCGCCAGCAGCCUUGCGCUCAAGGUCCUGGAGCUGCGCAACUCCAUCGCCCACCUCGAUUACUCCAACGAGGAGCUCAAGCCCUUUGCCGAUGGCACCGCUUCCGCUUUGGACUCGAGCGCCGCCCCCAAUGAACCCGACCAGGACUGCAUAGACGCCAUCAAGGAGAACGAGGCCGUCAUUGAGCGCAUGCAGCACCGGAUAGAGCUCAUACGCGCCGAAGUCGAGGAUCGGGGCCUCAGCUGGAACGAGUUCAAGGGCAAGACUGAUGAUGACAAGAAGGAGGGUUCUGAUACACAAGGGAGCGAAGAAGCACAGGCACACGCCACGGUGAAUGGCACAAACGGCGUCAACGGCCAGACGUCCUCGGCGGCCGAGAACGGACAGCACUCUGCCUGGACCGACGGCACUUUUACGACCGGCACAAUACGGGGACUCGGUGAUGAGGAGCUUCUUCGUCGACUACAAGAACGAUUGCCCGAGAUGCAAGACGACGACGACGAGGGCGGCAUGCACCUUUGA
Messenger RNA from Pestalotiopsis fici W106-1, 582 nucleotides. RefSeq lists its product as uncharacterized. Gene Ontology annotation, biological process: proteasome regulatory particle assembly. Gene Ontology annotation, molecular function: protein-macromolecule adaptor activity. The transcript has a single exon. Lineage: Eukaryota; Fungi; Ascomycota; Sordariomycetes; Amphisphaeriales; Sporocadaceae. The coding region runs from base 1 to 582 and encodes 193 amino acids. The record is from RefSeq and is a predicted model, not a curated record.